CCGCACAACCUGCACGUGGCCGGCGGCGAGUUCCUGUGCCCCGUGUGCCGCCAGCUGGCCAACAGGUACCUCACACGUGUUGCAGCGUGGCUGCUGUCGGUGUCGGUGGGGCUGGAGGGCGGCGUGCACGUGGCGUCGUGCGGGCACCACCUGCACGUGCGCUGCCUGGCCGCCUACCUGCGCUCGCUGGCCGCGCCCGCGCGCCCGCACAACCUGCACGUGGCCGGCGGCGAGUUCCUGUGCCCCGUGUGCCGCCAGCUGGCCAACAGGUACCUCACACGUGUUGCAGCGUGGCUGCUGUCGGUGUCGGUGGGGCUGGAGGGCGGCGUGCACGUGGCGUCGUGCGGGCACCACCUGCACGUGCGCUGCCUGGCCGCCUACCUGCGCUCGCUGGCCGCGCCCGCGCGCCCGCACAACCUGCACGUGGCCGGCGGCGAGUUCCUGUGCCCCGUGUGCCGCCAGCUGGCCAACAGGUACCUCACACGUGUUGCAGCGUGGCUGCUGUCGGUGUCGGUGGGGCUGGAGGGCGGCGUGCACGUGGCGUCGUGCGGGCACCACCUGCACGUGCGCUGCCUGGCCGCCUACCUGCGCUCGCUGGCCGCGCCCGCGCGCCCGCACAACCUGCACGUGGCCGGCGGCGAGUUCCUGUGCCCCGUGUGCCGCCAGCUGGCCAACAGGUACCUCACACGUGUUGCAGCGUGGCUGCUGUCGGUGUCGGUGGGGCUGGAGGGCGGCGUGCACGUGGCGUCGUGCGGGCACCACCUGCACGUGCGCUGCCUGGCCGCCUACCUGCGCUCGCUGGCCGCGCCCGCGCGCCCGCACAACCUGCACGUGGCCGGCGGCGAGUUCCUGUGCCCCGUGUGCCGCCAGCUGGCCAACAGGUACCUCACACGUGUUGCAGCGUGGCCGCUGUCGGUGUCGGUGGGGCUGGAGGGCGGCGUGCACGUGGCGUCGUGCGGGCACCACCUGCACGUGCGCUGCCUGGCCGCCUACCUGCGCUCGCUGGCCGCGCCCGCGCGCCCGCACAACCUGCACGUGGCCGGCGGCGAGUUCCUGUGCCCCGUGUGCCGCCAGCUGGCCAACAGCGUGCUGCCGCUGCCGCCGCGCGGCGCCGCCCCGCCCGCCCCGCCCGCCCCGGCCGCCCCGCCCGCCCCGCCCGCCCCGCCCGCCCCGGGCGCCCCGCCCGCCCCGCCCGCCCCGGGCGCCCCGCCCGCCCCGGGCGCCCCGCCCGCCCCGCCCGUGCCGCCGCACGAGGCCGUGCGCGACAUGCUGCUGCGCACGUACCCGCCGCCGGCUCCUAGCGCGCUGACGGACGCCAUGAACAAAGCGAUGGAAGACAUGACCGCGACGGCCAGCACGAAGCUGCGGCAACGCUACGGCUCCUCGCCGGCCGCCAUCUUCACCUUUGUCACCUCGCUGGUGCGCACGAACCUAGAAUGCGAGUUGGUGCAGCGAGGGGGUUCUUUGGUGACGCCGGAACCCGAACCGGCUUCCUCCUCGACUGCUGAACCCAGGCCGCGCUACAAACCACGUAACGAUUGCAUAGUGCCGCUGAUGGUGGUGGCGGGCGCGCACGCGCGGCUGCUGCGCGCGGGCGGCGGGCUGGGCGCGGCGGCCGCGUGGCAGGAGCUGUGGCCGCCCGCCCCGCCCGCCCCCGCCGCCGACACCGCCCCGCCCGCCCCGCCCGUGCCCGCGCCCGCGCCGCCGCAGCGCCCCGUGCCGCUGCUGCUGCGCGACCCGCUGGCGCUGCUCAUGCACUUCCUGCUGCUGGCGCCGCAGGACCCGCCCUACAUGCCUCCUCAGCACUUCACGUGCAUAGUGCAGGCGCUAUACGCGCUCAGCUACUACCAGAUCGUGUGCCAGUUCCUGGCGUGCGCGUCGGCCGCCGGGCGCGCGGCGCUGGGCGGGGCCGGGGCGGCGCAGGGGGCGGGGCCGGCGCGGGCGGCGCGCCUGCUGCUGCGCGCGCUGGCCGGCUCCGAGCUGUUCACCGAGGACGAGCCCGGCGCCAGCGAGGACGUCGACGUGGCGCACAUGGAGCGGCAGCUCCAAGAGCUCCUGCUCCCGUUCCUGCGCGUGUCGGCCCUGCUGCGGCACCACCUGUACGGCGGCUCGCUGCCCGCCAUCCCGGCCGCCGAGGCCGAGUUCCCGGCGCUGGUGCACUACCUGGAGCUGUGCACCGAGGCCGUGGAGGACGUCGCCGCCGCCGCCCUGCCGCCCCACGCGCCCGUGCUGGCCCGAGCGGCCGCCAGGAGGUACCCCCGCCUUUACUGUAGUUCCCGGCGCUGGUGCACUACCUGGAGCUGUGCACCGAGGCCGUGGAGGACGUCGCCGCCGCCGCCCUGCCGCCCCACGCGCCCGUGCUGGCCCGAGCGGCCGCCAGGAGGUACCCCCGCCUUUACUGUAGUUCCCGGCGCUGGUGCACUACCUGGAGCUGUGCACCGAGGCCGUGGAGGACGUCGCCGCCGCCGCCCUGCCGCCCCACGCGCCCGUGCUGGCCCGAGCGGCCGCCAGGAGGUACCCCCGCCUUUACUGCCGUGGAGGACGUCGCCGCCGCCGCCCUGCCGCCCCACGCGCCCGUGCUGGCCCGAGCGGCCGCCAGGAGGUACCCCCGCCUUUACUGUAGUUCCCGGCGCUGGUGCACUACCUGGAGCUGUGCACCGAGGCCGUGGAGGACGUCGCCGCCGCCGCCCUGCCGCCCCACGCGCCCGUGCUGGCCCGAGCGGCCGCCAGGAGUUCCCGGCGCUGGUGCACUACCUGGAGCUGUGCACCGAGGCCGUGGAGGACGUCGCCGCCGCCGCCCUGCCGCCCCACGCGCCCGUGCUGGCCCGAGCGGCCGCCAGGAGGUACCCCCGCCUUUACUGUAGUUCCCGGCGCUGGUGCACUACCUGGAGCUGUGCACCGAGGCCGUGGAGGACGUCGCCGCCGCCGCCCUGCCGCCCCACGCGCCCGUGCUGGCCCGAGCGGCCGCCAGGAGGUACCCCCGCCUUUACUGUAGUUCCCGGCGCUGGUGCACUACCUGGAGCUGUGCACCGAGGCCGUGGAGGACGUCGCCGCCGCCGCCCUGCCGCCCCACGCGCCCGUGCUGGCCCGAGCGGCCGCCAGGAGUUCCCGGCGCUGGUGCACUACCUGGAGCUGUGCACCGAGGCCGUGGAGGACGUCGCCGCCGCCGCCCUGCCGCCCCACGCGCCCGUGCUGGCCCGAGCGGCCGCCAGGAGGUACCCCCGCCUUUACUGUAGUUCCCGGCGCUGGUGCACUACCUGGAGCUGUGCACCGAGGCCGUGGAGGACGUCGCCGCCGCCGCCCUGCCGCCCCACGCGCCCGUGCUGGCCCGAGCGGCCGCCAGGAGGUACCCCCGCCUUUACUGUAGUUCCCGGCGCUGGUGCACUACCUGGAGCUGUGCACCGAGGCCGUGGAGGACGUCGCCGCCGCCGCCCUGCCGCCCCACGCGCCCGUGCUGGCCCGAGCGGCCGCCAGGAGUUCCCGGCGCUGGUGCACUACCUGGAGCUGUGCACCGAGGCCGUGGAGGACGUCGCCGCCGCCGCCCUGCCGCCCCACGCGCCCGUGCUGGCCCGAGCGGCCGCCAGGAGGUACCCCCGCCUUUACUGUAGUUCCCGGCGCUGGGGCACUACCUGGAGCUGUGCACCGAGGCCGUGGAGGACGUCGCCGCCGCCGCCCUGCCGCCCCACGCGCCCGUGCUGGCCCGAGCGGCCGCCAGGAGGUACCCCCGCCUUUACUGUAGUUCCCGGCGCUGGUGCACUACCUGGAGCUGUGCACCGAGGCCGUGGAGGACGUCGCCGCCGCCGCCCUGCCGCCCCACGCGCCCGUGCUGGCCCGAGCGGCCGCCAGGAGUUCCCGGCGCUGGUGCACUACCUGGAGCUGUGCACCGAGGCCGUGGAGGACGUCGCCGCCGCCGCCCUGCCGCCCCACGCGCCCGUGCUGGCCCGAGCGGCCGCCAGGAGGCUCAGCCAAGCGGCCCGCGGCGGGCGGCUGGCCGUGCGGCGUAUCCUGCGCGCGCUGCACGUGGCGUGGCUGCCGCCGGCGCUGCUGGCGCUGCCGCGGGACUACGACCGCCUGUUCUCCUACUACCACGAGCGCGUCUGCCUGCAGUGCGGCGCCGUGCCCAAGGAGGCCUCCGUGUGCCUGCUGUGCGGCACGCUCGUCUGCCUCAAGCAGCCCUGCUGCCGCCAGCACCAGGUGGCCGAGGCCGUGCAGCACGCCAUGGAAUGCGGAGGCGGCACGGGCAUCUUCCUGGUGGUGACGUCCACCUACAUCAUCGUGAUCCGCGGCCGGCGCGCCUGCCUGUGGGGCUCGCUGUACCUGGACGACUACGACGAGGAGGACCGCGACCUCAAACGCGGCAAGCCCCUAUACCUAUCCAACGACCGCGCCGAACUACUUCAGGCACAGUGGCUGGCGCACCGCUUCGACCACACCAAGCGCACCUGGGUGUGGCACCGCGACUCGCUGUGAGUGCCGACCUGAAGCUGCCGGCGACGACGACCCGAUCUCUCCCGCGCCACGCGUCGGCGACCACACGAACCUGCAGGACUGGGACAGCCGAGGAAUUUGAUUUCUGUGUCACUUCCUAUUAAGUUCUAUAAUAUUAUUGUCACUAGGACAGGCUAGCGGAUUUUAUAUUGAUUGCCAUCGUGACUAGGUAUAAAGUGCCACACUAAUCAAAUGCCACUGUUUUUACUGCAAACUACGCCAAUACUAACGAAACUGAUCUGAAUAUCGGUCAUAUUUAACAUAAAAUAUUUAUAUAGAUAGACAAAUGGCAUAUUGUAUAAUUGUUAGAACCACGCCGCUCGCUAUACAUUGAGUAUUGCUUCAACGACAUCUUUCUUAGAUUACUGUUUAUUUUUAGAUAUAGCUAGGGUGUAUAUAUAUUAGUUAGCCUACUGUCAACCUCCGAUGGAGUUGAUUUGUGAUUUUUAUAUUAUAUUUUACCUUUUACCUGCUUCGACGAACGACAUAGAUUAUGUCAGAUUGAGCUGUUUUUUUCUUUGACCGCUUAUAUUGACGGCCAUUCUAAACUCGAGAAAAUCGAGUAAACGAAACUGAGAGUCGUAGACUCUAUAAAAGUUUUUGUUUUUAAAUGUGAUCUUUGCCCUUUUGUUGUCUCACCCGGGCAUCCAUUUUUAUCUAUAGGACUGUUAUGUCACAUACUUUACAGUACAUAUGGGGCUACUUUAUAGCACUAGUGCGAGAAGUAGCAUAUUAUGUUACUGUGUCGAACAUUUAAAGGACCAUAUGUACUGUAAAACGUUGUACGAUACAUGUGCGAAUAGGUAAUUUGCAACUCGUGUCGAUUUAAAACACUCCCUUCGGUCGUGUUUUAAUUUAUCGCCACUCGUUUCGAAUUUCCUAUUUUUCGCACUUGUAUCGUAAUGUACUAUUUUAAUCAUCUAGAUCAAAAGUUGCAGUUUCUCCUUAAAAUGAUAUCAAUCUAGUUUUAUCCCGGCCACAACGGAGCACCGCAAGUGUUGGCUCCGGCGACGAUAUGUUGCGAACAAAAUGGCGACCUGCAGCAAUUGUUUGUUGUACAUACGCCGUCAAUUCGCUGGCUGUGAAUGUAAUUACUGUUGACUCGGUUGCCGACAACUUAGAUGUAACAUAUUAAAUUAUUAUUCUUUAUUAUAUCAAAUAUCAAAUAUCAAACAUUUAUUCAGCAAAUAGGCCACAGGGGCACUUUUACAUGUCCAUUUUUACAAACAAUAAAUUAAAAAAAAAACAAUUACAAAUAUCGAAUCUAUGAAAUAAUAAAUACUUUAUUAGAGAUGUAUACUGUCUCUAAAUGUCAAAUUACACAAAAAAAACUAUGAUAAAAAAAUAAAACCAUAAAAUACUAAAAUUCUUUAGAGAUGUAUAAGUCUCUAAGUGUCGGAGAUAAAAUAUAAAAAUAUAUAUUAAAUUAUCCUUAGAGAUGUAGAGGGUCGCCAAGGCUUGAAUUCUUAUAUAAAUAAUUAAAAGACAAAAAAAUUAAAACAGACAAGAACCGAAUGAAGUGUCUCACGUUAAUGUCACUCAAAAGUAAAGUUACAUACUUUAACAUAACCAUAUAUUCUUACUGGGUAUCAUAUGUCCACUCCAGCGUGUGAUCUUGUUGUGGUAUGACCACAUCUCACUAAUUGUUUUGUGCAAUUUUUGAUUAAAAAUGCUUGCUGUAGCGUUCGUUGAAUAUCUCAAACUGGUCACAUAAUUACGUAACCCGCUGGAGUGGACACGUUUCCUUAUAAUAUAAUCCAUUCGUACCAUUAUUUAUAUUCAACGGCAGUUUGACAAAAGUACCGAGUGUAUUAUUAUGAUCGCUUCUAACUUUCUAAUCAUGUUGGUGUUCAUUAAGUUUGUAUAAUAGUUUUACACACAGAGUUCAUGCAAAUUGUGUAACCAUUGCUCCGUCUGGAACUAGUUAUGUUUUGUGAUUGCAAAGAUCGGUUGGUGGGUAACAUUUAUAACUGGGUAACUAUUUGAAUUUAAUGGUCAAUAUAGGCAUUUAAAAGUCGUUUUCGCAUGUCUAUUUAGACACUAGUGCCUUUGAUCGAUCGAUGCAACAUAUAAUAAUGAACGCUGGAUUCGCAGCGUGAUUGUGUUAUCUUAAUAUUUGUUACUGUAUUCUGUAUUCAAUAGUGUUUAGGAUCUGAUAUAUCUCGUGCAAUCCGGAUUUUGGCAUUAUUAUAGGUUACGAUCAGUUUGGAGUCAAAACGUUAUGUUGUUGCUGAGACGUGUUUAUGCGAUAAAUAAUUUAAAAAUUUUAAUUAAUGUUUUAAUUAUGUAGAAAUUUAAUGUAUUUUUUUAAUCAACGAAUUGCUGAUCCUGUGAACUUUGAAUAGAUUUUAGUGAAGCUGGCGUGCAUCUAAAAAAGGACGUAGGCAGUCAAGACUGCGUUAGUGUUAAACUGUAUGGGGUGUAGUCAAAAUUAUUUUCAAUUAUUUUACGUUUUAUAUCUUAUUCUUGACUGCCUAUGUCCCUCCAGUUUCUGUAUGAAAAAAGUAUCCUUAAUAUACGCCUACUUGAAGUGACUUAGCCUUAGGACACUGUUAGAACACUUGCUAAGUUAAAUCAAACCCUACGUGUAUAGCGACAAAGUCUGUUUUCGUUUCACCCGAGUGCUAGCACCAGCGACUAAAUCAAUGAUUGUUAACUCUUGUAUGUAUAUUGUUCAUGUAUAUAUUCAAUAAUUAAAGUUGUUGAUAUUUCA
Messenger RNA from Cydia pomonella (codling moth), 7201 nucleotides. Its product is annotated as proline-rich protein 36-like. Gene Ontology annotation, molecular function: ubiquitin protein ligase activity. The annotation marks the transcript as partial. Gene Ontology annotation, cellular component: ubiquitin ligase complex; cytoplasm. The record is from RefSeq and is a predicted model, not a curated record. The transcript is spliced from 16 exons. Gene Ontology annotation, biological process: protein ubiquitination; ubiquitin-dependent protein catabolic process via the N-end rule pathway. NCBI's taxonomy places the organism in Eukaryota, Metazoa, Arthropoda, Insecta, Lepidoptera, Tortricidae.